CUGUCAUCCCCCCCCCCCCCCCCUUAUGAGUGACACACGUGGCCAUGCGGGCUGGUGGCCGUGUUUGGGGUUGGGGUGGUGUGAUAAGUGCGAGGUGUUCUCAGUGAGGAUGCCAUUAAAGUCCGUCCGUCCGUCCGUGGCUGUGUGUCCUUGUGCCCGCGCUGUCCCCGAGGAGCCCAGCGGGGGCUGCUCGCCUUGCAGGGGUCGGGCCGGUGCAUCAGCCCCGGUGCCGCUCUUCGCUCUGCUGCGGGGAGGGCUGUGCGCCCGGCGGUGCUCAGAGGCGAUGUGCGGGGAGCAGAGGGCACUGCUGAGCUGGCAGCGAGGUGAGACGGGCAACGAGGAAGGAGAAGAGAAGAAACCUGACCCGGGGGUGGGGGGGAAAAAAAAAAAAAAAAAACGACAGCACCAAAGCACGGCACCUCGGCACCGUCACCGGGGCCGCGCCGCGGGACGCAUCCGGGCGCAGCUGGGGCGGGCACGGAGCGCACUGGUAGCGGUUUUGGCUGCCCAUGGUGGUCGCGGGUGUCCCAAGCGCCCGGCCACGUUGUGGGACCCAGCGCGGCCAUGUAGAGCAGAUGGGGACGGGAUGAGCCCCGCGCUCCGCCUGCUGCUGUCCCUGGCCGGCUGCACCCUGCUGCGGGGCACACCGCUGCCCCCCCGGGGAGUGCGGCUGCGGGCUCAGAACUUCCACGUGCAGCUGCGGUGGGAGCCGGACCCGCGCGCGCCCAACGGGACCACGUACCAGGUGGAGUGGAGGAAGAGAACCUCUCGCUGGACCAGGGCAGACACCUGUGGGGGGAACAGCAGCGGCUCAUCCUGGGUGUGCGAGCUGCACUGCGACGACAUCCAUGGAAUCUACUGGGCGAGGGUGAGAGCGGUGCAGGAUGGCGAGCCCUCCCCGUGGGUCAGUUCCAGCGAGCUGCUGCCGUACAGAGACACAAUUGUGGGUCCUCCCACCCUGUCCUGGCAGCUCCAGGGCCAUAACCUCAGCAUCAACCUCAGCGCGCCGCUCACCCCCUACCGGAGCAGGCACGGAUCCUACAAACCGCUCAGCAGAGUGCUGCGGAAACUGCGGUACCACCUGCGCCUGUACCACAGGGGCGUGCUCCAGCAGGAGGUGCCCUGCCGAUGGACCACCAGGAGAGCAUCGUGCACCUUCAGGUUCCUGAUGCCCAGCACGCAGUACUGUGUCCGCACGGUGGCAGUGGACAUAGCCCCGCAGCGGAGCCAGGAGGCUGAGCAGUGCCUGGAGACACCGGCAGGUCCUGCAGGCUUCCCCUGGGUGCUCCUGGCCGUGCUGGUUGCUGCCCUCCCGCUGCUGAGCGUGCCUGCGGUCUGCCUGACCUGUGUGUAUGCCUUCCCGAAGCCCUCGGAGACGCACCUCCCAAAAACGCUGGCUCUGCUGCCCGGCAGCGCUGUGGUGCCCACCCUGGAGCUGCAGGAGGAUGCACCAGCCCCACUACUGCCAGCCCCCAAUGAGCCCCCAGUGCCCACAGCUCCAAAGCUGCUGGGGGAGCAGCACUACCAGGAGAGGAGCGGUUACUGCCCCAAUGGGUUUGGGACAGAGUGGCACGAGGGCAGAGCUGCACCCAGCUCCCAGCCGGGCUCCUGGGUGCCAGCACAGCAAGAGGAUGAGGAGGAUGAAAGCGAUGGGGAUGCUGCGACGGUGUCCCCAGUCAGCAGCGUGAUGGAUGGGGACUAUGGGACAUCGGAGGCCUGGCUCUCCCCGCACCUCCAGCUUUAUUCCACGGCUCUGGGGGUGGGCAGCAGCCUUCCUCCCACCCUGCACACCGUCAGCAUCAGCCCUGGAGAGCUGCAGGAGAGCAUGGCCAGGUCCUGGGUACCGCUGAGCUCCGUGAGGUUACCGGGGACCGAGCUGGAGAUGGGUGACGGUGACACGCAGCAGCAGGGCUGUCCCUGCACGCUGCCCCCGCUGCUCAUCUGGCACAUGGGCACACCCCAUGGGCAGGAGGCAGCAGCAUCCUCAGAGCAUCCCUCUGCCGUGCUGGGUGCUCCUGAAGCAGAGUACGAGGAGUAGGUGCCCCCCCCCCCAUCUUUAUUUAUCCCCCCCACGGGUGUGUAUAUACCUGUGUGAAUAGCGUAUGGGCUGUCGCAAAUCUGGGUGCGUGCACACGCAGGCAUCUCUCUGUUAGAGACUUCUUUUAAUUUGCCAGGACUGUGCACGGUUGUUAUCAUUUUUUAAAUAACACUAAUUUAUUCUGGAAA
Numida meleagris (helmeted guineafowl) is the source of this 2226-nucleotide messenger RNA. RefSeq lists its product as uncharacterized. Lineage: Eukaryota; Metazoa; Chordata; Aves; Galliformes; Numididae. Bases 26 to 2038 code for a protein of 670 amino acids. The transcript has 8 exons. The record is from RefSeq and is a predicted model, not a curated record. Gene Ontology annotation, molecular function: protein binding.